Meloidogyne enterolobii is the source of this 654-nucleotide messenger RNA. The record is from the annotation of a GenBank genome assembly. NCBI's taxonomy places the organism in Eukaryota, Metazoa, Nematoda, Chromadorea, Rhabditida, Meloidogynidae.
AUGAGCAUUUUUAUUAAACCUGAAGUUAAAAAAGUAUCACCAUCCGUUAUUAGGCGGUUUGGAACGUCUUUUGGAUCACAUCAAAAGCUUUGGUCAAGGUCAGAAACGAAGCUUUGGACAAUCAAUUUCUUUUUUGGAACUUGUGUACUUUAUGCGUCCAGAGUAUCUCUACCUAUUUGUGCUGUUGCUAUGGCUAGAGAAUAUGGUUGGACUAUUACUGAUUCUGGCACUAUUCUCUCCUGCUUCUUUUGGGGUUAUGCAGCAACGCAGGUUGUUGCCGGAAAUAUUGCAGAUCACUACUCUGGUGAGCGUGUUCUACCUUUUACCACACUUGUUUGGUCUGCUCUAACUUUAUUUACACCUCAACUUUUUGAUUUUGCAUACUGGACUAGAUCUCCUCUUUUUAUUCUGAUUACAAUACGUGUUUUAACAGGCAUUGGGCAAGGUUUUCAUCUUCCUUCAAUGGCUAGCAUCGUUUCUAGGCAUUUAACUGCUUCUGAUAAAGGACGUGUCUUUGGUAUUUGUUUGGCAGGUUCUCAUUUUGGUUCAAUAGUUGCUGGAGGAAUUGGUUCUUUGUUAAUCGAUCUGUUUGGUUGGAGGAGUCUUUUCCAUUUUGUUGGUUUGUUUUUUGUCAAUUUAAUGUGGGAUUAUUAA